CUAUACCAGCAUACCUUGAAGCCCAUAAUGUUCUCCAAGCUCGCCCGCUCUCAGAGCUUUGCUGUUCUCCGGCGAGGUGUUCACGCCUCGUCGAGUUCUGCUGCCUCAGUUGCUACUAAAAAAACCGUCCAGGGGCCUCUGUCUUCUGAUUAUAUAUUUGAUCGUGAGGCUAAAUAUGGUGCCCACAAUUAUCACCCACUACCUGUUGCACUGGAAAAAGGAAAAGGUGUUUACGUGUGGGAUGUUGAAGGUAGAAAGUAUUUUGACUUUCUGAGUGCUUACAGUGCUGUUAAUCAAGGCCACUGUCACCCAAAGAUCGUGAACGCUCUGAAAGCUCAGUCUGAAAAACUGACCCUUACAUCCAGAGCAUUCUACAAUGAUGUACUUGGUGAAUAUGAGGAGUUUAUCACCAAAAUGUUCAAUUACAACAAAGUUCUUCCAAUGAACACAGGAGUGGAAGCUGGAGAAACUGCCUGUAAAUUGGCUCGGAAGUGGGCAUACACUGUGAAAGGAAUCCCAAAAUACAAAGCAAAAAUAAUUUUUGCAGCUGGCAACUUCUGGGGCAGAACCUUGUCUGCUAUCUCUAGUUCUACUGACCCAUCCAGCUACGAUGGAUUUGGACCAUUUAUGCCAGGUUUUGAAGUGAUCCCAUACAAUGAUCUACCAGCUCUUGAGCGAGCCCUUCAAGAUCCCAACGUAGCAGCGUUCAUGGUUGAACCAAUUCAAGGUGAAGCAGGUGUGGUUGUUCCUGACAAAGGUUAUCUCACAGGAGUGCGGGACCUCUGCACAAAACACAACGUUCUAUUUAUUGCCGAUGAAGUUCAGACUGGUUUAGCCAGAACAGGGAAAAUGCUGGCCGUUGACCAUGAAAAUGUGAGACCUGAUCUGAUUCUUCUUGGAAAGGCCCUUUCUGGUGGCUUAUAUCCUGUCUCAGCAGUGCUGUGUGAUGAUGAAGUUAUGCUGACCAUUAAGCCUGGUGAACAUGGAUCCACAUUCGGAGGAAAUCCAUUAGCUUGCCGUGUUGCAAUGGCAGCACUGGAGGUAAUUGAAGAGGAAGACUUGGCUAAAAAUGCAGAAAUAAUGGGUAACAUACUGAGAAAUGAGCUCAUGAAGACACCAUCUGAUAUCGUGACUGCUGUAAGAGGGAAAGGGCUGUUAAAUGCAAUUGUAAUUCGGGAAACCAAAG
This is a messenger RNA of Mesitornis unicolor (brown roatelo), 1186 nucleotides long. RefSeq names its product ornithine aminotransferase (gene OAT). The annotation marks the transcript as partial. Gene Ontology annotation, cellular component: cytoplasm. The record is from RefSeq and is a predicted model, not a curated record. Gene Ontology annotation, molecular function: pyridoxal phosphate binding; L-ornithine transaminase activity; identical protein binding. Lineage: Eukaryota; Metazoa; Chordata; Aves; Mesitornithiformes; Mesitornithidae. The transcript is spliced from 8 exons.